AUGGAGGCAACCGACAAAGAAAAAAGUUGGUGGUUUGAAGGAACUUGUCCGCCUAUUAACGGUGAAAGACUUCCUGUGGUCCUUGCAAAAAAUGUAUCAUUCAAAGAGUUUGCCAAGAAAUCUGAACGUGCUAAGACGGGAAGAUUCUGGGACUAUGAUAAGGGCAUUGUGACAGCUAUUGAGUUGCCGUCCGGUGACCACGAAGGUGCAAUAGGUGAAUUCAGUCGCCAAAUUUUUGAUCAACUUAGAAAUGCGGCACCUCAGGAUAACAUUAGGUGGUGGGGAGCGAAAAGUGAGUACAAAGAACCCGAUGGCUGUUUUGUGCCUCGACGUCUGCUAAAUCUGCCGAACCCGGUGCCUAAUCCAUGCGAUAAUGGUGGGAACCCAUGGCCAACUAUCAUUCUCGAGGUUGCUUCCUUUGAAACGCUUAUACAUAUAAAGGAUAAGGUUAACAACUUUUGGCUAGUUCCAAACCGUUGCGAGGAUGUGAUUGUUUUUAAGCUGGGCAGUUGGAUUACUAAACGCCGUAAUCGGAAUGGGCAACCUUUGCGUCGUUUGCGAUGUCUGAAAUUCUGUCGACGUGCAACUCUUCAACUAGACCAAAAUGCUACGACAUUUGAUCCAAUUCAAGAGAUUGAGUUUGGGACUGUUGGCGUCAACGGAAGGACUAGUAAUAUUUGCUCGGCCCCCCGAAUGAAGUGGCUUACAAUUGACCGUGAUUGUAUUUAUGUGGGAUGUGCUCCUCCUCUCCCUCCUCUUCAGGUUCUUUCUCAAACUUCUGCGCCUGGAGUUGCCAUCGAUUUAUAUGAUAUACAACAGGCGAUCUUCGAUGCUAUGGAUAAAAAUUGA
Scutellospora calospora is the source of this 849-nucleotide messenger RNA. NCBI's taxonomy places the organism in Eukaryota, Fungi, Glomeromycota, Glomeromycetes, Diversisporales, Gigasporaceae. The record is from the annotation of a GenBank genome assembly.